Messenger RNA from Drosophila takahashii, 3136 nucleotides. RefSeq names its product aminopeptidase N. NCBI's taxonomy places the organism in Eukaryota, Metazoa, Arthropoda, Insecta, Diptera, Drosophilidae. Gene Ontology annotation, biological process: peptide catabolic process; proteolysis. Gene Ontology annotation, cellular component: cytoplasm. Gene Ontology annotation, molecular function: metalloaminopeptidase activity; peptide binding; zinc ion binding. The record is from RefSeq and is a predicted model, not a curated record.
UUUAAGUGAGAGAAGUGAGACAUCUAUUCGAACUGUUGUUGUUGUUGAACAUUCCAUAAUCUAAUCAUCUGUGAACGACACCUGUUUGGCGGGGAACUUUUAUUUGAUAUUGUGAUUUCGGCGUUCUCGCAGAGUGAAUUUUACUCCCCAGUUUUCAAGCUUCGGUCAGCAUGAGCAGUUCGUCAUCUCGGGUCUCGGGGCUUCUAUAUUUGCUACUGAUCUGCGUCGUAAAUGGCGCUGAUUAUCGGCUGGACGGAAGUGUCGUGCCUUCGUACUACAACCUAACCAUCGGCGUUCUGAGAGACUCAGCCGAGCCCACUCGAUUCGAUGGCGAGGUGAGCAUAACGCUGCGGGUGGUCGGUCCGUCGGAGGUGCCACAAAUCAUUCUGCACGCCGAUACACUUGACAUUUCGGAAUGCUGGCUGCUCGAUGCGGCCGGCGCUCAGGUGGAGGCCAUCGAUAUCAGCCGGCUGAUUUAUGAGGCCGCCACCCAACAGGUGAAAGUUCCGCUGACGCAGGCGGUGCAACCAGGCAAAGAUUAUACGCUGGGGUUCAAGUACACCGGUCGCAUACGGACGGACAUGGCCGGCCUCUUCUCCGCCAGCUAUGUGGAGCAGGUCACCAACGUGACCAAAUGGAUGGCCGUCACCCAGAUGCAACGCAUCAACGCCCGGCUCGUCCUGCCCUGCUUCGAUGAGCCCGCCAUGAAGGCCAAGUUUCAGCUGCAGAUUGUCCGGCCCAACGGCUAUCAGUCAAUUGGCAAUACGAAGCUCAGGGAAACCACAGCGAUAAGCAAUGAGCGCUUUGUGGAUCACUUCGAGGAGACCCCAGUCAUGUCCACAUAUCUGCUGGCUUUCAUUGUGGCCAGUUAUUCUGCCCGUGGAAAUGUGAGCGACUUCGCUGUGCUGACUCGUCCGGAGUUCUACAACAACACGGAGUUCAGCUACCAAGUGGGUCAAAAGGUGUUGCCAGCCUACGGGAAAUUGUUCCAGCUUCCAUAUGCUGAGCUGGGAAACGAGGUACUGCAAUAUGCAAGUUCUCCCAGGUUUCCACACAACGGCAUGGAAAACUGGGGCCUCAUCAUCUACAGCGAUGACGUCCUGAUCCAGGAAGCUGGUUACUCCGACGAUUGGUCGGACAAGGAGUUCGCCAUUCGAAUCAUCGCCCAUGAGACCUCGCACAUGUGGUUCGGGGACAGCGUGACCUUCUCCUGGUGGAGCUACUUCUGGCUAAACGAAGCCUUUGCCCGCUACUACGAGUACUUCAUGGCACACCAGCUCUAUCCCGAGUAUCACCUGGAUGAGCAGUUUGUGGUGCGACAAAUGCAACUGAUCUUUGCCACGGAUGCCCGGAACAGCACUCAGCCCAUGACGAGUCUGGAGUCGGAAAUCCAAACGCCCUCCGAGAUUGCCUACAAGUUCAGCGGGAUUGCCUAUGCCAAAGGUGCCUGCAUCUUAAGGAUGUGGCGAAAUAUCAUGGGGGCACAAAACUUUGACAGGGCCAUCCAGAAUUAUCUAAAGCAAUAUCACUUGGCCAACACUGUACCCGAAAAUUUAUUUUACCACCUCAAUGAGAACUGGCCCAAGACUCAGGAAGUGGAUGUGGAGCAAUUUUUCGACGAUUACACUAAGCAGGUGGGCUAUCCCCUGCUGAUAGUAAGACUAAUGGAUGGAAAAUUCCCACUAGUCACUAUACUUCAGGAACGGUUCCUGCUGGACAGGCAGGAUGGCAGCAGUAUUGGAUUGAAGUACACAGUGCCAAUAACUUAUACCACCAAUCUGGCACCCGAUUUCUAUAACCUGACACCAUCUACGUAUAUUCACAAGAACGCAAGCGUACAGGUCCUAAGUUUUGAUGAACCUAUUGAUUGGAUUUUGAUCAACCUGAGACAGUCGAACUACCAGCGGGUUUAUUAUGAUGCCACCUUGAUGAAAGGUCUUCGAGUUGCUUUAUCUGCAUCGAAUCACAGUGGAAUACCUGUUGAGAAUCGUGCUCAACUCAUCGAUGAUCUCUUUAACUUUGCGCGCAUUGCAUAUGUGGAUUAUGAAUAUGUCUUUGAAUUCCUGGAAUACCUGAGUAAGGAGGUGGACUACGUACCCUGGUAUGCCGUAUAUGAAAACUUGGACGUGGUGGCAAAGCGAUUGACGCCAGAACAGCUGCCCAACUUCCGCAAGUAUCUCUCGGACAUCACAAAGUCUGUGUUUGAGAAACUGGGAGUGGAAUGGAGUGACCAGGAUGGUCCGCUGGAGGUGGCCAAUCGGAACAAGCUGGUCAAGUGGCUGUGCAGAUACCGAGUCGACAGCUGCAGGAACAAGGUUAACGUCCAUUUCGUAACAUCCUCGGAACAACCAUCGCCGGACUACAGGCAAACCUUCUAUUGUGCAGCCAGCAGCAGCGAUUUCAAUUCAUACACCACGGUGUGGGGUCGGUAUUACCUAGAAACUCGUCCCAGCGAGAGGAAGUUGCUCUGGUCGGCAGCCAGCUGCACUACAGACUACGAAACCCAUUACAAGAAGCUGAUCAUCUCGGGUUCGGAGACUGUGGAGCAAAAGAAAAUUGGUAUAGCCCGGAUGUACGAGCAGAAUCCUGAAUUGGUCCAGCCCAUUUUCGAAAUGAUAACCGAGAACAUCGUGGUAUUGGCUUACGACUUCCAAAGUUGGCCGGAUACGGCAGAGGUGAUCAGCGAUAUGGCAGAGUACUUCACCACCCGGGAACAGCAGCAGUUGUACCAGGACUUCUAUGACAGCAACCACCAGUUAUUCGGCGAAUCGGCGGCGGUCCUCUUUAAAUCCUUGGAAUCUGUGAGGAAAAACAUAGACUGGGCUGAGAUGUAUCUUUCCGGUUUGGUGAAAUAUCUGGACAACAGAAAUGCCGGCUCCUUCCAGGGACCCACUUCCAUGAUGGUGCUGUUGUUGGCAGUUGUUGGCCUGGCUCUGAUUAGCUAAUAAGUUGUGGGGAAAUAAAGAGAGAUUGCCGUGGUCAUGCGCUGCGGGUGAAAUGCCCUUUUCGUGUACGCAAUUACUAGGCAAAAAGGUUUGGAUGGCGCUUGCUUUAUUAGGCCAUUAUUCACGCAGUCGAACAGCCAUUAUAGCCACGUCCUCUGGCCAAGUCGGUCUAUAAAAGGCCCCCGGCUGCA